Molecule: messenger RNA, 1409 nt
Organism: Lonchura striata (white-rumped munia)
Lineage: Eukaryota; Metazoa; Chordata; Aves; Passeriformes; Estrildidae
Gene: P2RY10
Product: P2Y receptor family member 10
Biological process (GO): positive regulation of Rho protein signal transduction; phospholipase C-activating G protein-coupled receptor signaling pathway
Cellular component (GO): plasma membrane
Molecular function (GO): G protein-coupled receptor activity
Source: RefSeq, a predicted model, not a curated record
GGAAGAAUUGGAGGGGAGGAAGGGGUGCUCUGCACCCAGCUCCACUUGGAAUCUUCCCAGUGGGUGCCCAGCCAGCCCAGCAGAGCCACAGGACAGAAAACACCUGGGACAAAGGCACGUAACCCCAUUUUGGGGUCUUUGUGGGGACACCUGACCAGGACUGAGCUGCAGGGCUGGGAGCAGGGUUGGAGCCACAGCCAAGCACCAGCAAAAGCAGCACCUUUUGUGGCACCUCCUGAUGUCACCCAGGUCCCCUCGCUGGUGUAAACAGUGGUGCAGGGGACAUUCCACUUCCUCCUGAGCACUCGGCUGCGCUGAGCACAGCUCUGCCCGCCAAGGAAUGACCCACCCACCCCACACUACCACAGCCUCUUCCAGCAACCCAGUCAUGAGCCAGAGCAACCAGAGCUGCUCCCAUCAGGACAUCAACUUCAAGAGCAGCCUCUACGCCACCACCUACACCCUCAUCUUCAUCCCGGGGCUCCUGGCCAACAGCGCUGCCCUGUGGGUCCUGUGCCGCUUCCUCAGCAGGAAGAGCAAAGCCGUCAUCUUCAUGAUCAACCUGGCCGUGGCCGACCUGGCCCACGUCCUCUCACUGCCCCUGCGCAUCUACUACUACAUCAACCACACCUGGCCCUUUGGGGAUGUCCUGUGCUUGCUCUGCUUCUACCUGAAGUACCUCAACAUGUACGCCAGCAUCUGCUUCCUCACCUGCAUCAGCAUCCAGCGGUACUUCUUCUUGUACCACCCCUUCCGCGCCAAGGGCUGGAAGCGCCGCUACGACGUGGCCAUCAGCGCCCUGGUCUGGCUCGUGGUGGGGGCCCUCUGCGUGCCCUUCCCCAUCAUGAGGAGCCACGGGCUGGGUGCCAACACCACCAGCUGCUUUGCCGACCUGCAGGUGAAGCCGAUCGACAGCAAGGUGGGCACGGUGCUGAUGACCGGCACUGCCGAGCUCCUGGGCUUUGUGGGCCCGCUCGUCAUCAUCUUAUUUUGCACGUGGAAAACAAGAGACUCCAUCCGGGGCUUCCAUAUCCCAGAGGAAAACAGCGGGGAGAGGAGGAAGGCCCUCAGGAUGGUUUCCAUGUGUGCCAUUGUGUUCUGUGUGUGUUUUGCACCCUACCACAUCAACUUCUUCUUCUACAUGUUGGUGAAGGAGAAUGUCAUCACCAACUGCUUGCUGAGCACCAUCACACUCUACACCCAGCCCUUCUGCCUGAGCCUCGCCAGCUUCGACUGCUGCUUGGAUCCCAUCAUCUAUUUCUUCAUGACUUCCGAGUUCCAGGAGCAGAUUUCCAGGCACAGCAGCAUGGCCAUCCGGAGCCGGCUCAUGAGCAAAGAGAGCGCCUCGUCGAUGAAGGGAUGACAAGAAAGCCACUUGGAAGAAACGAAGGUGUUUCAUGUGAAAUCUG